UAUUAUGACCAAUCACAGGAUUUUUGUACGUGUGUUAGUGCAAAGUCGGUGUGACUUUGAGAAAUUGCGUGUUGACGAAAAAUUUGCGUGGCUUGACGAAUAACGUGUAAAUACAUUUAUACGUUGGAGCUGAUUUUCGUAUAAAAUGGAUAAAAAGAGAGGAUAUAGAAUUUGCAGCGUUCAAAAGUGCCGAAAUAAAACCACAAAACCAAAUUGCCAUUUUUUUCACUUUCCUAAGGAUAUUGAACGGUUAGUUAAGACAAUGGGCAAUUGUAUGUGGUCGAGAAGAUCUUUUGGAAAAGUCACCAAAAAAGCUCAACCAACUCUCAAUUUGACAGAAAAUUUAGAAAGUGUUGAAAAUAAUAUGGAUUGUGCAAAUGUAAGCGCUGGCACUUCAUCUGGCAUUCGACAAAUCACUCGUUCGUUGGAAGAGAAAGAAAGGUUGCAGUUUUCUGCAGAGCAUGAUGUACAAGUGGAACACAAUUACGUGAACUUGGAACCAGUUGACACCACCAAUUGUCUUCAGAUUUCAAUUACCGAUUUUGCAGCAAACAACAGCAGUGUGACAGAUUCUAAUAUUGUAGUUACUGCAGAGCGUCCCAGUGCAUCAAGAACCCAGUGUGUUAAGGACAGCAGAGGAGCCCAACUGCCACACAGUCAAAGUAUUUAUAAAGUUACUCAAACUCCGCAGUCUUUAUCUGCUCAUUCUCCGAGAAAAUUAAAGCUACAACAAAAAAUAAAAAACCUAGAAAAAGAGAUUGUCACUCUGCGUGGAAUAAUCAAAAGAAUUGAAGAUGUAACUGAAGAUCAAUUUCUGAAUGCCUGUGAAAAAUUUAUGUCACCUCUAAUAGCAUUGUUCGUAAGAGAGCAAGUAUUAUCUGGCAAGAAAAAAUACCAAGGUCGGAGGUAUUCUCUACAACUUAAACAAUUGUGCUUGAAUUUAUAUUUUAAAGGGCCAAGAACGUACAGGAUGUUGUCAUCAAUAUUUUAUUUGCCAGCCAGAAAGACUCUCAAUAGAAUGACAACUAAUAUUUCUAUUACGAGUGGUUUAAACCAAAACGUAUUAAAUUUAUUAGCCGUUAAAUUUACUACUAUGCAAGAGUCUGAAAAAAUUUGUGUGAUAUGCUUUGAUGAAAUAUCAUUAAAAUGUCAUUUAUAUUAUAAUACAAAGGCUGAUGAAGUUAUUGGUUUUCAUGAUAAUGUACAUACGUUAAAUAAAUUGAAGAAAAUUGUCUGA
Molecule: messenger RNA, 1237 nt
Organism: Vollenhovia emeryi
Lineage: Eukaryota; Metazoa; Arthropoda; Insecta; Hymenoptera; Formicidae
Exons: 5
Coding region: 146-1237 (363 amino acids)
Source: RefSeq, a predicted model, not a curated record